UUCAAUUACAAGCCCUAAUUGUGUGUCCGCAGAGCGCUGGUUCCCCAUGUCAGGAUGGUUUAGCCCUUCAGACGGGGCUGAGCUCGGAGGAGGAAGAGGAAGAGGAGGGGAAGGAGAAGAGGAAGGAGAAAGAGAAGAAGAGGAAGGAUAAGGAAAAGAAGAAGGAGAGGAGGAAGGAGAGGGAGGCGAGAAGAGCCGCUUUGGGGGGAAAGGACUUCUAGGCUGAUUUUGGGACGAAAGGAGGGAGGGGGGAGAGGAAGGGGGCGGCUAGGAGCAAAGGGGGAGGCGUUUGGGAGGGAGUCGAAGCGAAGGCCUCGGGAAGAAGAAGAAGAAGAAGAAGAAGAAGUGAGGAAAGGAAAGAGGAGAGGAAGGCCGCGCUCUCUCUCUGGCUGGGGCCAUGGCCGAGAAAAGGCGAGCCUCGCCUUGCACCAUGCUGAGCCUCAAGGCGCACGCCUUUUCCGUGGAGGCGCUCAUCGGGGCCGAGAAGCAGCAGCAGCAGCAGCAGCAAAAGCGUCGGAAGCUGGCCUCCGGGGCGGAGGAGGCGAUGAUGGCUGCCGAGGGGGAGCCCGGCCUCUGCUCCGAGAGGACACCGGGCGGAGAAGGGGACGCCGAGGGGGACGCAGGCGGAGGAGGAGGAGCGGGACCCGCCGAGCCUCCCGGCAGCUGCGAGGAGGGCUUCCUGAGAGGGCCCGCCACGCCGCCUCCUCCUCCCCCCGUGGGCUGCCCACCCAAGGCCGUGUCCUCCCGCCCGGCCUCCCCGCUCCUGGCCCCGCAGGCGCCCCGCGUGGAUCUCCAGGGCGCCGAGCUCUGGAAGCGCUUCCACGAGAUUGGCACCGAGAUGAUCAUCACCAAGGCCGGCAGACGGAUGUUUCCUGCAAUGAGAGUGAAAAUUUCAGGCUUGGACCCCCAUCAGCAGUAUUACAUUGCCAUGGAUAUUGUCCCUGUGGACAAUAAAAGAUACAGGUAUGUUUAUCACAGCUCCAAAUGGAUGGUAGCUGGCAAUGCUGACUCACCUGUGCCUCCCCGGGUAUACAUUCAUCCAGAUUCACCUGCCUCAGGAGAGACUUGGAUGAGACAAGUGAUUAGCUUUGACAAACUGAAACUUACAAACAAUGAACUGGAUGACCAGGGCCAUAUUAUUCUCCAUUCUAUGCACAAAUACCAACCACGUGUCCAUGUCAUUCGGAAAGACUGUGGGGAUGAUCUCUCUCCUGUUAAGCCCGUUCCUUCAGGAGAAGGAGUGAAGGCGUUCUCCUUUCCUGAAACUGUUUUUACAACUGUAACAGCAUACCAAAACCAACAGAUCACCCGACUCAAGAUUGACAGGAAUCCAUUUGCCAAAGGAUUUCGAGAUUCAGGACGCAAUAGGAUGGGACUGGAAGCUUUAGUAGAAUCUUAUGCAUUCUGGAGACCUUCACUGAGGACACUUACAUUUGAAGAUAUACCUGGGAUUGCGAAACAAGGAAAUGCUGGGUCUUCAACUUUGCUCCAGGGGUCUGGAAACGGAGUACCAACCACUCAUUCCCACAUCCUCCCUGGAUCUCCAUGCUCUUCUCCAGCCUUUCACCUUCCUCCCAACACCAGCCAGCUCUGUAGCCUCACCCCAGCUGACUACACAGCUUGCGCUCGCUCAGGUCUAGCCCUUAACCGAUACAGUACUUCCUUGGCUGAAACAUAUAACAGACUUACAAACCAAACCAACGAGACCUUCGCAACUCCAAGGACUCCCUCAUAUGUUGGUGUGUCAAGUGGUUCAGCAGUGAAUAUGCCUGUGGCAGGCAGUGAUGGCGACGGAUUCGGCUGUUCCCAGGCAGGCUUAUCGAUGCAGAUUUCAGGGAUGUCUCCCCAGCUCCAAUAUAUUAUGCCUUCCCCGUCCAGCAAUGCCUUUGCUACAAAUCAGACCCACCAGAACUCCUACAACACGUUCAGGUUGCACAGCCCUUGUGCUCUUUAUGGAUACAACUUCUCCACAUCCCCCAAACUGGCUGCCAGUCCUGAGAAAAUUGUUUCUUCCCAAGGAAGUUUCUUGGGGUCGUCACCAAGUGGAACCAUGACCGAUCGGCAGAUGUUGCCCCCUGUAGAAGGAGUGCACUUACUUAGCAACGGGGGGCAGCAGAAUUUCUUUGACUCUAGGACCCUCGGAAGCCUCUCGCUGUCAUCAUCUCAAGUAUCUGCACAUAUGGUUUGAUAAAGACUUUUAAAAAUAAAAAAUAGAGAGUGUGGGUUCCUACAAUGUGCUCCUUUGGGAGAUAAUGCUAAAUGGGAUUGAUGUACCUUAUAAGGUGUUUAUGGAAGUAGUUGUUAUUUUUUUUAAAAAUUUAAUCACCAGAGGAAGUUGGACUGAAUAUAUUAAGUUACCUAUGGUCAGAUAUUUGGAUAUGCUUUUAUCUUCUGGGUAAAGCCACAUUUGUUUGCAGAGCUGCCAAUUUAGUCUCCUGGUAGUGUACAAUUCAUUUUAUAGCAUGUUUGGCCAUAUGCAACAAAUUAAGCGGGACUUCCUCUAGCAUUCUUUUCUCCACAUCUUUCCUUCUUUAAAGAGAAAAAACAACACUCAGGUCUGAUUUAGAUGAAACAAAAGGAAAGUAGUUUUAAAAUAUAUAGGAAUACGUCAUUUUAUAACAACUCUCCCUAAAGUGUUCUUACUACACUGAGCUGAUGCCAACAUGCAUGCACUUCUUCUCUGUUGUAAGAGAGAUAAUAAACACUUGCGCUUCCAUUAGGCUUAUAGUUCAGACAUGUAGCUGUGAUUUUCCUUCUCAAGCUUUUAUGAUAUAUCUGGCUUCUCAGAGCCUUGCCUUUGUUAUUAUGAUAUAUUAUGAGCAUAGGAAUACUUACUAGCAAACUACAGAUGCAAUGGUAAGAAUCUAAAUUAAGCUGUGUUGAGGGCAAGAUGGCUAACUUCUCUGUACAGAAUGAAUUUGAAGUGGGCUUGCUCCAUUUGAAGAGAGUAUAAACUAUUUUCUAUAGAGAUUUUAUAUUUUAAAAUAUUAUAUUAUUUUCAAAAAACAUUUGAACCGCCUUUUCAAUCUUGCUUACAAAUUUAGGGGAACAUUAGCAUCUGAUAUUGGAGUGGCGGCUAUAGUGAAAAACCCAGAUACGUCUCACUAGGUGUACAGAAGUGACAGAUCUGCAUUGGAAAAAAAACAGACUGUGUUUGCAAAUCUAUUUGAUUUUAUACUUGGUUUUCAGUCAAGCAUUGAUUGUUUUGGCCACAGAGUGUAAGAAAAAAGAAAUCAUCACAAACACAAACACAGAACUGCUACACAAAAUAGUGGAUAGUAGCUUUAAAAAUAAUAGGAAUAGCCAUAUACAAAUACUCAAGUUUUCAUUUUAGCAAUCUGUUACCUAAAUGCAACAAUGAAUUGAGAUCAGAAGCAUUCUUUAUUGAUUUAAGAUCACAAAUGCACUAUCUGGCUAUUUUGAUUGAUAUAUCAACAUCUUAGAUUAGCCAGAGCUAUCAGAUAUCUAAUAAUUUCUGGCACAUACUUCUUAUUUUUCUCAUCCUAAUUUUCAGAAUUUGGUCUUAAAUGUUUAAGUGUUUUGAGGUGUUUAGAUGCCAAAUGUAAGCUUUUUGGCCACACUCCAAUUUGUGAUCGGGAAAGUCCUGUAUAAGCAAACAGUGUUCCCUACGUGUGAGGAUUGUCUCUGAUUUUCGCUUUCAACAGUAUUAUCUGACAUCACUUUGAUUUCCACUCAGGAGGGCACAUCGACUUUCAAGAGUGGGAUGUUUGCUUUUUUCUAGUGGCUAUUUUUGGAAGGCUAUAAUGGGAGUGGAAGGGAAAUGUGCAACACUGCACACAUGGUCCUCAGGUUCUCUGUCAAUAUUGGGUGUCCCCUUGAAACCAUUUAAAGUUAGGCCUAAACACAAUUCCUUUGUGAAGGAUAUUUGUUGUACUGACUGCAUGCCUUGAAAAAAGGCACUGCAAGUGUUUCUCAACACUAGAAUUAAUGCAGUUUGACACCACUUUAAGGACCAUGAAAUUAUGGGAGGUAGUUUGGUGAGGCACUAACAGAGAAGGCUAAAGAUCAUGCAAGUAAGAAGGAAAAAGCAGUAAGAAAAUAUGAAAGGGUUAGAAAUAGUAUAUAUGUGGGCUAAUCUGCUCAGCCCCCAAAUUCCAUGUAUGAAACAGGACAAAGGGCUUCCUUUGGAACACCCUGAGUUAACACUGGCAUAAAAUAACAUUUUAUUUGCGGUUCUGACUCUCCUUACUGCAGCCAUAUUAUUUCAGUGUGACUUCCCCAAAGAAACAACUGUUCUUAUAAAACGUAUGAUUCAAAAAGAAAGGUUUAUGCCAAAGACAAAAAGCAAAUAUGGCAACCCAAAGUCAAAUUUUUUUCCCCCUUCAGUUAAAGAUGUCUCCAAAUUGCAAUGAAAUUUAUUGAGGGAGACCUCAUGCACUUUGAGGGCUUUGUUUCAUGAAAGUAUUGGAUAGUUAUUUCCAACAAGACAGUAUUUAUUUGGUUAUGCUAGUAACAAAAAUAGUCAAUUGUCAAAUCUAUCCAAAAGAUAUUCAAUAAAAUUUACACAAAAUUAAGAGCAUAUGAGAUAUUGCUGUAAUGAAAAAUUAUUCAUUUACACAUAAUGCAAUAGUUAAUUCAACGUAUAUAAUUAAAUAAGUUUUAAGUUGCAUGUUAACAUCUAAAGGGGGAUUUGAUAAGGAAAUACCCACUGCUGAGGCAAAGCUUUUGAUGUUUUACAGGAUAAAAUUCAACACAACAGAACCUGUCAAAUGAGUGUCAACAGGCUAUAAAGAUAUCUGCAGUGUAAUUUCAACUAGAGUUCCAUUAUCCUAUUUUCUAGCAAUAUUUAUUUGAUAUUAUAAAGCCAUCACAUUGCAGUUGUAACAGUUUUUCCCCCCUAAAAUGCAGUUUCUGUUGUACAUAGUAAAGGGUGUGUGAUUACAAAGUCCAGCUUUUCAUGGAAUAUAAUGAAUGCCAAAUAAGCAUUAUAUCUAUAAUUAUAUAUAGCUGUAUUUUGUUUUUUAAAAUCACAGAAAUGAUAUUAAAGCGUGUAUCUAAAAACACUUUUUAUUAAAUUUUGAAAAUAAAAAAGCUUCAAAAAACAACAAAAUUCACAGCA
Anolis carolinensis (green anole) is the source of this 5080-nucleotide messenger RNA. RefSeq names its product T-box transcription factor 18 (gene tbx18). The record is from RefSeq and is a predicted model, not a curated record. Gene Ontology annotation, biological process: somitogenesis; cell fate specification; morphogenesis of embryonic epithelium. The coding region runs from base 398 to 2188 and encodes 596 amino acids. NCBI's taxonomy places the organism in Eukaryota, Metazoa, Chordata, Lepidosauria, Squamata, Anolidae. The transcript has 8 exons. Gene Ontology annotation, cellular component: nucleus. Gene Ontology annotation, molecular function: DNA-binding transcription factor activity, RNA polymerase II-specific; RNA polymerase II cis-regulatory region sequence-specific DNA binding.